Messenger RNA from Exaiptasia diaphana, 1088 nucleotides. RefSeq lists its product as uncharacterized. NCBI's taxonomy places the organism in Eukaryota, Metazoa, Cnidaria, Anthozoa, Actiniaria, Aiptasiidae. Gene Ontology annotation, molecular function: calcium ion binding. The record is from RefSeq and is a predicted model, not a curated record. The transcript is spliced from 3 exons. Bases 121 to 618 code for a protein of 165 amino acids.
UAGCUCAAGCUACAAYAAUUCUUCCAUAGUCUAGUAUUUCUUAUCGAUUUUACGUACUCGUGUACGUACUAACUACAGUCUUCUUGCAAGUAUCAGCAAUUCUAAUAUCUGUGUUCAAGUAUGAAUAUCAAAUUUCUGUUUUUUCUUUGCUUUAUGACGUGCCUUCUUCUUCCUAACGCGAAUGGAUGGCGAGUUAGACUGAGGAAAAUUCGCGUGCRAAAAAUUCUAAAACCUAUUUGUAAAGUGGUGUGCAAAGUAAARGGAUGCUCUUAYGUAACRAUAAAYCACGUCGCCAAGUACGUWUGYCAUCGUGCUUGUAACAAAAUAUGCAAGAAAAUUGGAGACGAACCGCUUCUGCAGGAUGAAUCUUCAGUUUUUGAGGACCCUAAAGGAACAACUACCAUGGAUUUUAUCGUUCCUCAGCCAUGGAAGAUCUCUCUCUACGACACCAAUAAAGACGGGCGAAUCUCAAGGGCUGAGUUCAGAGCAAAUAUGCCAAAAUCCGACCGAGGAGUCGACAAAAUCUUCGACGCACAGGACUUGAACGGUGAUCACCACCUUGACUGCAAUGAGUUCAAGCGUGCAAAACUAUACUUCUAUGAAAAGCCACAAUGUUAGAUAUAACCAAUUAAAACAAGACAAGCAAUUAUAUUCUAAUCACAAAUUUUAAAUAAAAUCAGUAUACAGCUUUUUCAGAAAACCAUUCAGUAGACCAUUUUGUUCACAAGUUCGCACUAUCAGCACUGCCAAACAAGUCUGUAGUAACAUCAAAGUCGGGUUGUCGUAUUUGCGUGUAGGACGUUACUUCCCUGUAUUCCAUGAAAUKCAUUGUGGAUCGUUGUAUGAAUACGAAAAGGGGAUUUCCUUGUUUCAGAGAGACUACACAGCUCUAUACUUUCGACACAAAGCAAUUUUGCUUAUAAUUGAUUGUCAUUUAUAACGGUACAUAAGAGGAUUCCAAUAGUAACAAUGCAUUUCGGGAUGGAAUAUGCAGUAUAAUUUUUUUUAAAAACUUUAUAAAUUCCAUCAUGAUUAUGAUUACAUAUUGUAUUAGUCUUUCAUUAAAUUAAAGGUUAAUAUAUACCUCU